This is a messenger RNA of Moneuplotes crassus, 882 nucleotides long. The record is from the annotation of a GenBank genome assembly. Lineage: Eukaryota; Ciliophora; Spirotrichea; Euplotida; Euplotidae.
AUGGAGUCAAGUGAUUACAAAGAAGAAGAGAGCUUUAAGAUGUUCGAAGGUUACUUCAAGACCUUCACAAUGCAGUCAGAAGCUAUCGGUGGAAAAAUGAAAUUUGGAAUUUACUUCCCACCUAGCGUUGUUAAAGAUCAUGAAGAAGACCCUUCUAAAAAGUUUAAAGCCCUCUGGUAUCUUCACGGAUUGACUUGUUUCGAAUCAUUGUUCUUCCAGAAAUGCCCUCUUGGAUUAAAGAAAGCAGCAGAUCUUGGCCUUAUGAUGAUUUUCCCAGAUACAUCUCCAAGAGAUGCAGGGAUAGAGGGCGAGACAGAUCACUGGUCAUUUGGAGUUGGAGCUGGUUAUUAUGUUGACGCAACACAAGAACCAUGGGCUAAGAACUAUAACAUGUACAGCCAUGUCACCAAAGAGCUCAGAGACCUUGUUGAGAAGCAUUUCAACGUGGAUCCAGCAAAGCAAUCAAUUUGCGGUCACUCAGUUGGAGGGCACGGAUCUUUGGUCAUAUUCCAAAAGAAUCUUGAUAGAUAUGUGAGUUGCUCAGCUUUUGCUCCCAUGACUAACUCCAUCAACAGCGGUUGGGGGAAGAAUGCUUUUGAGAAGCUCUUCGGAGAGGACAACCUUGACCAAUGGAAAGAGUACGAUGCUUGUGAACUUGCUGCCGUCAACAAAGGCAAAAACCUAGAUAUCCUUGUUGACCAAGGAGAUAAGGAUUGCUUCUACCCUGACUAUUUGCUGACUGAGAACUUCAAGAAAGCAGGAGAAGAGAACGGCCACAAUUUCUCCAUCAACAUGAGAGAAGGAUAUGAUCACGGCUUCCCUUUCAUCAAUACUUUCAUUGAAAGCCAUCUUGAAUAUCACGAUAAGAAACUUAGUCAGUAA